GAAGUCCGGUGUUUUGAUGGCUCUAUUGCCCGAGAGCCAGUAGUCGAGGUCCCCACUCUUCCCUGGUCGUGAUUCCGGCCCCACACCCGAGCCGGCACAGUCCGGUUGAGGCUGUGGCGGCGACUGCACCUGCCGCCAUGCACGACGCCUUCGAGCCGGUGCCGAUCCUAGAAAAGCUGCCUCUGCAGAUCGACUGUCUGGCUGCCUGGGAGGAAUGGCUGCUUGUUGGAACAAAACAAGGUCAUCUUCUUCUCUAUAGGAUUCGGAAAGAUGUUGGUUGCAACAGGUUUGAAGUGACAUUAGAGAAAUCCAAUAAGAACUUCUCCAAAAAGAUUCAGCAGAUCCACGUGGUCUCCCAGUUUAAGAUUCUGGUCAGCUUGUUAGAAAAUAAUAUUUACGUCCAUGACCUGUUGACAUUUCAACAAAUCACUACGGUUUCCAAGGCAAAGGGAGCAUCGUUGUUCACAUGUGACCUCCAGCACACAGAGACUGGGGAGGAGGUGUUGCGGAUGUGUGUGGCUGUGAAAAAGAAGCUGCAGCUCUAUUUCUGGAAAGACAGGGAAUUUCACGAAUUGCAGGGGGACUUUAGUGUACCAGAUGUGCCCAAGUCCAUGGCAUGGUGUGAAAAUUCUAUCUGUGUGGGCUUCAAGAGAGACUACUACCUAAUAAGGGUGGAUGGAAAGGGGGCCAACAAAGAGCUCUUCCCAACAGGAAAACAGCUGGAGCCCUUAGUUGCACCUCUGGCGGAUGGAAAAGUAGCCGUGGGUCAGGAUGAUCUCACCGUGGUGCUCAAUGAGGAGGGGAUCUGCACACAGAAGUGUGCCCUGAACUGGACAGACAUCCCAGUGGCCAUGGAGCACCAGCCUCCCUACAUCAUUGCAGUGUUGCCUCGAUAUGUGGAAAUCCGAACAUUUGAGCCGAGGCUUCUGGUCCAGAGCAUUGAACUGCAAAGACCCCGUUUCAUUACCUCGGGCGGAUCAAACAUUAUCUAUGUGGCCAGCAAUCACUUUGUCUGGAGACUCAUUCCAGUCCCCAUGGCGACACAAAUCCAGCAGCUUCUCCAGGACAAGCAGUUUGAAUUGGCUUUGCAGCUCGCAGAAAUGAAAGAUGAUUCCGACAGUGAAAAGCAGCAACAGAUCCAUCACAUCAAGAACUUGUAUGCCUUCAACCUCUUCUGCCAGAAGCGUUUCGAUGAGUCCAUGCAGGUCUUUGCUAAACUUGGCACAGAUCCUACCCAUGUGAUGGGCCUGUACCCAGACCUGCUGCCCACAGACUACAGGAAGCAGCUGCAGUACCCUAACCCACUGCCUGUGCUGUCUGGGGCUGAGCUGGAGAAGGCUCACUUAGCUCUGAUUGACUACCUGACUCAGAAACGAAGCCAAUUGGUAAAGAAGCUGAAUGACUCUGAUCACCAGUCUAGCACCUCCCCUCUCAUGGAAGGGACUCCUACCAUCAAAUCCAAGAAAAAGCUGCUGCAGAUCAUUGACACCACCCUGCUCAAGUGCUACCUUCAUACGAACGUGGCCCUAGUGGCCCCCUUGCUCCGUCUGGAGAACAAUCACUGCCACAUCGAAGAGAGCGAGCACGUGCUGAAGAAGGCUCACAAGUACAGCGAGCUGAUCAUCCUGUACGAGAAGAAGGGGCUCCACGAGAAAGCUCUGCAGGUGCUGGUGGACCAGUCCAAGAAAGCGAAUUCCCCCCUGAAAGGCCAUGAGCGGACAGUGCAGUACCUGCAACAUCUGGGCACAGAAAAUCUGCAUUUAAUUUUUUCCUACUCAGUGUGGGUGCUGAGAGACUUUCCAGAGGAUGGCCUGAAGAUAUUUACUGAGGACCUCCCAGAGGUGGAGGCUCUGCCACGAGACCGAGUGCUGGGCUUCUUAGUGGAGAAUUUUAAGGGUCUGGCUAUUCCUUACCUGGAGCACGUCAUCCACGUUUGGGAGGAGACCGGCUCUCGGUUCCACAACUGCCUGAUCCAGCUGUACUGUGAGAAGGUGCAAGGUCUGAUGAAGGAGUAUCUCCUGUCCUUCCCUGCAGGCAAAGCUCCAGUCCCUGCUGGUGAGGAGGAAGGAGAGCUGGGAGAAUACCGACGGAAGCUCCUUAUGUUCUUGGAAAUUUCCAGCUACUAUGACCCAGGCCGGCUCAUCUGUGAUUUUCCUUUUGAUGGCCUCUUGGAAGAACGUGCUGUCCUGCUGGGACGCAUGGGGAAACACGAACAAGCUCUCUUCAUCUACGUCCACAUCCUGAAAGACACAAGGAUGGCUGAAGAGUACUGCCACAAGCAUUAUGACCAAAACAAAGAUGGCAACAAAGAUGUGUAUCUGUCCCUGCUCCGGAUGUACCUGUCACCCCCCAGCGUGCACUGCCUGGGUCCGAUCAAGCUGGAACUGCUGGAGCCACAAGCCAACCUCCAGGCCGCCCUGCAGGUCCUGGAGCUACACCACAGCAAGCUGGACACCACCAAGGCCAUCAACCUGCUGCCCGCGAACACUCAGAUUAACGACAUACGCAUCUUUCUGGAGAAGGUCUUAGAAGAGAAUGCCCAGAAGAAAAGGUUCAACCAAGUGCUCAAGAACCUUCUCCAUGCAGAGUUCCUGAGGGUCCAGGAAGAGCGCAUUCUACACCAGCAGGUGAAGUGCAUAAUCACAGAGGAGAAGGUGUGCAUGGUGUGUAAGAAGAAGAUUGGGAACAGUGCAUUUGCAAGAUACCCCAAUGGGGUGGUCGUGCAUUACUUCUGCUCCAAAGAGGUCAACCCAGCUGACACCUGAGCCCAGCAGGCCGAGGACUGAGCGGCGGACAGCUCGGCCACCCCAGAGGGGAGAGCCCUGGCUUCGGGGAUCGGGACUGCUGCCACCACCGGGUGUCUCCCCGUUUGGACACUGGCUCCCUUGAGCCCUGGAACAUUUCUGAAUUAUUCAGACUUGUGUUCUGACGUUGCCAGAUUUUUGAUAGGAAAAGAAAUUAGUUACACCUUUUAUACCAUUAUGUUGCAGGCAGUUUCGGAGAAUUGGAUACCUGCUUGGGCAGAAAGAGAUAGGAAGGGCACCAUCCUGCCUUUGCAUUCCAGUCACCCAAAUACGGAAACUAUCUCAAGUGUUUGAAACCCUCCUGGGGGUUGUUUAUUCAGUUUUCUAUUAGGAUGCACAUAGGACUUCACAGGAGCCUUCAGCUCGGCUGCCUGGAGUCCCUUGAGCAGAGAAGCCCCAGAGCCCCUCUGACUGCAGAGGCUGGACGGGUCCGCCCUCUAGGUAACGCUGGUCACUUCAUAGUUGCUGACCCUGCAUCCCCUCACCUGUGUCCCCAAUCAACUCUUGAUUUUUCAGUCUCCUUCUCUAUUUAUUUUCUUCCUUUAUCUCUCCCCUCACUGCUCCACCCAGGCUUUCUCUCCCAUUUUCCUGACACCAGGAAUUUUGAACAAGGUAAAAUGAGAAGCAAGAGGAAGUCCUGAUUUCUAGGAAUACAUUGAUAACUGACUGUCACGUGUGUUGUAAAUAGAACCUCCUUGGACUGUGCACUCCAUGCCCAGAAGCUUAGAAGAGCAUCGUUCUCAGGGCCGAGUGUGACAGUAGCUCUCAGGGUGGGCUGCCCUGGGUAUGUGACCUCUUGGCAGAUGUCUGCAGAGGCUCCUGCUCCAGGUUCAUCCUCCAGCCCCCCAGAGCAGGUUGGUUUAGGCUUGCUGAGCAGAGUGCUUCGUGCUUGGGGCGCCUUUCUCUUUCCAGCCCAUGUCGUGCACCCACUUUGGCCUGGCCAUCGUUCUCCAGCUUUCUUUUGCAAGAGUUGGAGGAUUGCGCUGGGACGUGGGUGGUAGGGGGAUCCCUGCUGCACACGGGAAACGAUCAGAAACUGACAAUGACGAUGCUGGGUGUGCUUGUGCGGGGCUCGGGGACAGCCGAGAAUGCUGGUGGGGCGCAGGAGCUCGUGACAAAACUCACCGCCAAACUUGGGGGAGCCCUUGUUCAGAGGAGACCCCGUCUCCCAUAGGGCCCCAGAGCCCACAGGCCGAGUCCCCAGCACUGCAAGCUGAAGACACACAGGGAGAGCACCCUGUAUCCUGUCCUCCCUGGGGGCUUUCAGACUCACCUGACCCCAGAGUCUAACAGCUUUGAGGGUAGGUGACAGCGCCCGAUACUGACACUGCUCUGGUGGCCUGUCCUUGACAUGCCGAGAUCCUUUUUAAACCGCAGCAUUGUGCUGUUUGGGGCCUGUGUUGUAGCCUGACUUGCUGGUGAUGUACACGAGGCUCCUCCCAGGCACACCCUCCAUGGAGGGUCUGAAGGGACAAGAGCCAUCAACGUUGUUCACAGAGAUGGGGGACCCUGCUCAGUUUUGGGAGGCCGAACAGCAUAUCACAAGAUCCACAUCCCACUGGCCAUGCCCCUGCUAAGAAGCAGGGCCACCGUGGGCCCCAUUUGCACCAGUUCUGAGCACCAGGCUGAGUUUCCUUUGGAGCAGCAGCCGAAACUGGCCCCAGCCCACACGCCCUGCCUUCCUGGCCUCCAUGGGUGCACCUCCCGUUCCCACCACCUGUGUGGCACACGUGUUUGAAGCAAUAGAAUAAAAAAUGUGUGUUUCCUUCCCUGCUGGAAUGUAUAAAUGACCCAGUUUUCCCGAACUCCAUUCUCUUGCCAUAGACUCUCUGCCCUCCACGGAGGUGUGGCGAAGGCUGGAGAUGAAUGCACUAUGGUGAGGACUGGCAAAGCUCUCAUAAUAAACAUCUUGAAGUAAGAAA
Cervus elaphus (red deer) is the source of this 4726-nucleotide messenger RNA. RefSeq names its product VPS39 subunit of HOPS complex (gene VPS39). Gene Ontology annotation, cellular component: cytoplasm; membrane. Gene Ontology annotation, biological process: vesicle-mediated transport; autophagy; intracellular protein transport. Gene Ontology annotation, molecular function: protein binding. The record is from RefSeq and is a predicted model, not a curated record. Lineage: Eukaryota; Metazoa; Chordata; Mammalia; Artiodactyla; Cervidae. Bases 138 to 2765 code for a protein of 875 amino acids. The transcript has 25 exons.